GGAACUCUUUGCUAAUUUCUAAAAAGUGCUGUAAUGAAGCUCUGCAGCAGAUGAUGAAGAUGAAGAUGAAGACCAGUCAUGUUGUCAUUUCACAAAUCGAAAAGGACCCGGACCCGCUGCUGCAGCAGGACGCACCCGCGGGAUUCCCGCAGAAGUUUUUCAGGCACACACAUACACACACAGCACAACACUGACAGCUGUCGGGCUCGGAAGUUGCCUGCGUCGUCACGCACUCUGCCAAUCCUCAGGACUGUGGUUGAAAGUUAUGGGUUUGACGCUGGUUGUCACACAACAGACUCGCACAAUGUUAAGGAGAGCCGGCGCUUUCUGCGUGUGUGGAAAAUGAUUGCAGCCAGCAGCGACCUUUGCAUUAUGGUGAGGAGAUGUCUUCUCACUUUCAAACCGUUCAGGAUCUUUGUGGUGGGGAUUGGCUUCUUCAGCUUGUGCUUUCUAAUGACGUCCCUCGGGGGCCAGUUCUCGGCCAAGAGACCCGGAGAUUCCCCCUUCACGGUGCGAGCCGAAGUGUUCGGUGGCCAAGAAUCUCGUGGGGUGCUGAGGAAAAUCAGUGAAAUGCUGGAGGUCAUUAUGAAGAGGAUGGAUGCUCUGUCUAAACUGGGUAACACCACAGACAGCCACAGGCUGGAUGAGCUCAGCUCGGCCCUGGACAGGAUUCAGCCUAUAGGACUAUUGGAGCGGAUUCAGACCAUAGCCCAGAACAUGUCUGACAUGGCAGUAAGGGUGGAGCAGAUCCUGCAGCGCAGCAUGGCCAGCGACCGAGUCAAGGAUGGAACAUUAGGACAAUGUGAGAUUCCUAAAGAUCCCCGCUAUCCGGACUGUCCCAGCAAGAUGAAUUGGAUGCGCGCUCGUUGGACCUCAGACCCUUGCUAUACCUUUUAUGGUGUGGACGGCUCGGAUUGCUCCUUCCUCGUCUACCUGAGCGAGGUGGAGUGGUUCUGCCCCCCACUGGCCUGGAGGAACCAGACAGCUACACCCACCUUGAAGCCUCCGCCCAAGAGACAGGCUGUCUUCCAGUCUGACAUCGGGGCUCUGCUGGAGCAGGUGGGCGCAGGGAAGGAAUCACUGAGCUUCAUGAAGAGACGCAUACGCAGAAUGGCAGCACAGUGGGCCUCCGCUGCUCGACGGCUGGAUGACAAGCUCCGCAACCACUGGAGAGAGCAGAAAAGGAUUCUAGUUCAUGUGGGCUUUCUGACGGAGGAGUCUGGGGAUGUCUUCAGUCCCAAAGUGCUGAAGGGGGGUCCUCUGGGUGAGAUGGUGCAAUGGGCCGACAUCCUCACAGCCCUCCACGUGCUGGGACACAACGUCAAGAUCUCGGUUUCCCUCAAGGAGCUGCACGGGUCUCUGGGGGUCCCUCCAGGAAGAGGAAGCUGUCCUCUAACAGGACCUCUGCCCUUUGACCUCAUCUACACCGACUACCACGGCUUGCAGCAAAUGAAGCAGCACAUGGGUCUGUCACUGAGGAAGCACAACUGGGCAGAACUGGAGCAUUGUUAG
Molecule: messenger RNA, 1512 nt
Organism: Perca flavescens (yellow perch)
Lineage: Eukaryota; Metazoa; Chordata; Actinopteri; Perciformes; Percidae
Product: alpha-1,6-mannosylglycoprotein 6-beta-N-acetylglucosaminyltransferase B
Exons: 13
Coding region: 79-1512 (477 amino acids)
Biological process (GO): protein N-linked glycosylation
Cellular component (GO): Golgi apparatus
Molecular function (GO): alpha-1,6-mannosylglycoprotein 6-beta-N-acetylglucosaminyltransferase activity
Source: RefSeq, a predicted model, not a curated record